Molecule: messenger RNA, 1497 nt
Organism: Phytomonas sp. EM1
Lineage: Eukaryota; Euglenozoa; Kinetoplastea; Trypanosomatida; Trypanosomatidae
Source: the annotation of a GenBank genome assembly
UGUUUGCGUUGUCGCAUGAGUGGAAAGGGUUAAAAGGUGUACUUCCUGGGACCCAUGAUGAAAGGAUAUGAUCACACAUGUAGAGCGAAAAGCUCGACUUAGUGGGCCCAGUCUCAUACUUUUUAUUCACGCGUGUUUUUUGUGUAAAGUUUCAACAAAUCCAUUGAUCUCAGGCAAAAUCGCCGAUGAUCUUCUCGGAUGAGCAACUGUAGUGUAGACUAAAACACGAUGACUGCACGUGUUGCUUUUUUUGAUCCUCCUCCUAGAAUAGUUGCAUGUGCUAUUGAUUUUUUUAAAGGUCAAGUGUAGGGUCAAUUCAUCGUAUACAGAAGCGUGUCUAAUGGGCCUAUAUUCCCAGGGUUGCUUCUGAUAUUUCUGCUAAAGAUUAUAUAUAUUUAUACAUAUACAUAUAUAAUCCGGUUUGUUUGGAGGAGAUAAUAAAUCGGGGUAGAAAAGAAAAUCAAACCUAUUUCCGCUGUGUUGGUGGGUAAGUGCUAACUUUAGACUCAUUAGUGGAUGUCAGGUCGGCCACAGAUGCAUCCCGACAACUCAAUAAAGGGACCAAUCGCAGAGGCUCGAGGCAGUCAUACAACAUCCCAUGGAAAUACUGGAAAGCCACAGCGGAAGUUGGACAAAUAUGCAAAUCAGUCCCAAGAAUAUGGGAAAGACAUCGAGGAGGUGAACACCAGUCCCAGCUCCGAUUUAGAAAGGAAAGAUGGAAAGUUGAGCAGCAUGAAAAACAGUCCAACACCCCAAGACGCCUACGCAGGAUCGAAUGUUGAUGCCAUUACCGAGGGCACUAGCCCCAAACUACAAAGCUAUUCGAAAGAAUACCUUAUUCGGCGUGUGGUGAUUCUCGAGCAUGAGCUGAAGAAGCAAAAUUCAGCGUGUGCUCACCUGCUACAGCAGUGCCGCGCCCUUUCCCCGCUCAGGAAAGAGAAUGAGGCCCAGAAGGAAAUGAUCGUGAGUCAACAAAGGCAAAUCGAGCUCCUUCAGGCCGAAAAAGCCUCCUCAUCGGAACAGAUUCGGUUGCUCAGAAAAGAAAUAUCCGACAAAGAGCAUCAAGAGCGCGUGGAUCGUGUCAGGAAUGUCAUCGGUAAGGAACCCCCGCGGAACGCGAGCGAUAUAGGUGCGGGCUCGGGAAGGCCUCGGGGUGCGUUGCCUGGUGGAACCGUCGUUAAUACGCGAAUGGGGCCGCAAAUCGUGUACGAUAGCUCCAGCAUAUCCUCGGUCGGCUUCUCCAGGGACGUGGCGAUCCCGCUCGACUUUCUCGGCGGCCCCGACGUCCAAAGUCAACUUCAGCAGCGCGGCAGCGGUGCCCGAUCUAAAGGUUUGGCAGGUCCUCAGAAUGCUGACCGCUCCGAGGAAGCAGGGCUGCAUCAAGUCUUACAAAUUGCAAAAGAUGAAGCUAAAUUAAGUCAAAAGUAUCGUGAGAUGGAAAGGCGUGAGGAGCAGGAGCUUCAAGCUCGUCUGGAGGCUCUCAGAUUGAAGAAGUAA